Molecule: messenger RNA, 1248 nt
Organism: Cladophialophora yegresii CBS 114405
Lineage: Eukaryota; Fungi; Ascomycota; Eurotiomycetes; Chaetothyriales; Herpotrichiellaceae
Exons: 5
Coding region: 1-1248 (415 amino acids)
Source: RefSeq, a predicted model, not a curated record
AUGGCCAAACCCAUAUUCUGUGCCACGCACCCGAGAGCCUGUAGCACGGCUUUUGAACGGGUGUUUAUGACCAGGGAAGAUUUGACCUCCGUGCACGAACCGUUUGGUGACGCAUUUUACUAUGGUCCAGAGCGCAUGAGUGUGCGCUACGAAAAUGACGAAGAGACCAGAAUCGCCUCAGGGUACGGCGAUUCGACCUAUAAAACGAUCUUCGAUAGUUUGGAAGACGAAGAAGCUAAGGGCAAACGCGUGUUUAUCAAAGACAUCCUCCAUUACCUAGUCCCUCCGAAUCAUCAAGCACCCAAAUUGGCGCCCUCCUUGUACCCUCACAGGCGCGGCAUUGGCACCGAAGCAACCUUUAACAUAGCUGACGGGGUAAAUGGUAGCCAUCACGCCAACGGCAUAAACCGCGUCAAUGGUGACCAUCAUGUCAACGGUGCUAAUGGUGUCAACGGAGACUAUCAUGUCAACAGCACAAACGGUAUCAAUGGUGACCAUGUUAAUGGUAUAAGUGGCAUCAACGGAAGCCAUGAUACCAAUGGCACCAAUGGCGUGAAUGGCACCGGGAAAAAGGCUCCCUUCCCCUUCCCGACAGAGGGUGAACCUGGAAACCCGACAAUCGUCCCCAGGGCCCUGCUUGAGAAGUUCCACUUCACCUUCCUUAUCCGUGACCCUCACUCGAGUAUCCCAUCUUACUAUCGAUGCACUAUACCUCCACUUGAAGAAAUGACCGGCUUUCACGAAUUCUACCCAGAUGAGGCUGGCUAUGAUGAACUCCGGCGCUUUUUCGAUUACGCACGAGAGACUGGCUUGGUUCGGGACAAAGGUGCAGCUCUGGCAAAUGGAUCAGCAAACGGAGCAACGGAGAAUGGCCAUGCAAAUAUUCCUGAGGUUUGCUUGGUGGAUGCUGAUGAUUUGCUGGACGACCCAGAGGGUAUCCUCCGAGCUUACUGCGCAAGUGUGGGUCUUGAUUUCAAUCCUGACAUGCUGAACUGGGACGACGAAGAGCUUCAGUCGCGUGCUAAAGAGGUGUUCGAGAAGUGGAAGGGCUUCCACGAGGAUGCCAUCAACUCUACUGACCUCAAGCCAAGAAAACACAAGAAAGCAGCAAAAUCCGAGGAGCAGUGGAAUGCUGAGUGGAAGGAGAAAUACGGAGAAAAGGCAGCAGAGGUGAUCCGGAAGACCGUCGACCAGAACAUGGCGGACUUCCUGUACCUGAAGCAGUUUGCCCUCAAGCCAAAAGCUUGA